This is a messenger RNA of Symbiodinium sp. CCMP2456, 996 nucleotides long. The record is from the annotation of a GenBank genome assembly. Lineage: Eukaryota; Dinophyceae; Suessiales; Symbiodiniaceae.
AUGACGUUUCAUCUUCGGAAGACCGGUUUCACGCUCGUCGAGCUGCUGGUGGUCAUCGCCAUUAUCGGCAUUCUCAUUGCUCUUUUGUUGCCUGCGGUUCAACAAGCUCGUGAAGCCGCACGACGCAUGCAGUGCACCAAUAACUUCAAGCAAAUUGGCUUGGCUCUGCACAACUAUCACGAUACCCACGGUAAUUUUCCGUAUGGUUUUCGCCUGGGAAACAUUGGCAAUCGCGACUGCUGGUUCCAGCGUCUGCUUCCAUUUGUGGAACAGACGGCCCUGCAGGAUGUUUACGAAGAAUGUAUCCGCACGCCGUCAGCCGAUGGUGGCAACUUAAGCGGCGGUGUUUCGUACGUUUAUACGAUUCCGUCAAAGUUCCAAGGCAGCCUGCUCGGUGGUGCGGUGAUCGACAUGUUCAAUUGCCCUUCCGAGCCUAACAAUCCAGCCUAUUGCCGCGGCAAUCAGGUCGGUAACGACGUCCUGUGUAACGGAAGCGAUUUCUUCAAGCGAACGGCGAAUCCUCCGAACAACACCAAGGGGAUGUUCUACUACGAAUCCAGCACCGGUUUUAACAACCUGACCGACGGUAGCUCGAACACGGCAAUGGGUAGCGAAGCAAUCAUCCGUGGAGCGAACCGCGCUGGACAUAUCUACGAUGCCGGUGGUUACUGGCAAGGCGCCAAUCAUGGCGAAGGUUUCUUCUCGACACAGCAAGCCCCGAAUACAACGCUGCCAGACUUGAUCGUACGUAGCGACACCAACGACAACGAAUGCACCAACGGUCAAUGGGAUCAAAUCGCUCCGUGUGAAGACGUUGGCUACGACGACAACAACUCUAGUGGCGGCUACCGCAACUCGGCACGCAGCUACCAUCCAGGCGGCGUGAAUGUUGUGCUGGGCGACGCAUCGGUUCGUUUCAUUCCGGAAACGAUCAACUUGGAAACGUGGCGAAACCUGGGCUCGACCAGCGACGGUCAGGUCUUAGGAAGCUUCUAG